Stylonychia lemnae is the source of this 2781-nucleotide messenger RNA. NCBI's taxonomy places the organism in Eukaryota, Ciliophora, Spirotrichea, Sporadotrichida, Oxytrichidae. The record is from the annotation of a GenBank genome assembly.
AUGGUACUUACCUCAUUGGUAGCAGGAUCUUUGUUCUCUGGCUACUAUUACGCAAAAACAUAGAACGAUAAAGUUGCCAACGCAAAGUUUGACAAAGUUUUCAUGUAUGACCCACAAUUUUCUCAACAAAAUAUCCCUCUCUAUCACAAAUAAGCUAGAAUGAGAGACCAUAUGAUAUCUAAAGUUAGAUAUGAGCUAUUUCUAGUAUUAGGAAAAGGAGAAUCUUUCGAAGGAAAAGUAAUGAUAGACUUUUUUGUCAAAGAUAAAAAUAUUGAUGAGCUAUUCCUUGAUUUCCAAGGAGUUGGAGUCACUGAUCUUCAUGUAAAUGAGACCAAGAUACAGUAGCCAAACAUUAGAUUUUCCAAACAUAGAAUUUAUAUCCCAUAGUACAAUCUUAAGCAUAAUUAGAUGAACAGAGUCACCGUUCGUUUCUAAAAUAAAUAUGUAUCUAACAGCGCCGGAUUCCAUAGAUAUGAGGAUCCAAUUGAUAAGGAAGUCUAUUUAUAUACCCACUUAGAGCCAUUCUUUUGCCAUAGAUGGUUCCCCUGCUUUGAUUAACCAAGCUUGAGAGCUCCAUUUAAGCUGAAUGUAGUUACUCCUGAUCCUAGGUGGUAAGUGAUCUCUAAUGAAAAUAUCUAGCAAACUCUAAAUCUGGAAUCAGUUAUUUCAAGAUCUAUCCUCGAGUAAGAGCAUCUAAGCGAUGCAUUAGAGAGACUUCAAAUUCCAGAACAAGGAAACUUGAUAAUAUUUGAAUAAAGUCCUCCAAUUAGUACCUAUAUCUAUGCACUAGCGGCUGGGCCAUAUUGUAGCUUUUAAAAUGAGACUGGAUUCAAAGUUCCGAUGAAAAUUUAUUGCAGAAAAUCUAAAAUUAGAUACGCAGAUGUCAAAGAAAGAUUUAGAACAAUAGAGAUUGCAGUCAAUUUCUUUGAAGGGCUCUUCCAAACACCUUUCCCUUGGAAAAAGUAUGACUAGGUCUUCAUUCCCGAGUUCAGAAUAAGUGGAAUGGAAAAUGUAGGUUGUAUAAUGAUGAGAGAUUCUUUUUUGCUACCAAACGAAGAAAAGACAUUCUUUGAGUUCUAGUAAUGGUACAAAGUAGCAGUGCAUGAGCUAUCUCAUAUGUGGUUUGGAGAUUUAGUGACUAUAAAAUGGUGGAAUGAUCUUUGGCUUAAAGAAAGCUUUGCAGAUUACUGUGCUUCAGUUUGCUUAACUGAGUGUGAGGAAUUUAAACAUGUUUAAAAUCCAGAUCAAUUCUCUCUUCACUUUGUCACAGAAGCACUAAAUGAAGAUACUAAGAAAUCCACUCAUCCUAUUUAAGUUACUGUUAAUCAUACUAAUGAUGCCUUUAAUGUCUUCGACAAGAUUUGCUACAGAAAAGGAGCUGCUUUCCUCAGAUAAAUGGACCAUUUCCUUGGUAGAGAAGUGAUGAAGGAUGGAAUUAAAUUGUAUUUUGACAAAAAUGCAUUUAAAGCUUGCACCUUAACAGAUUUUAUUGAUGCUCUUUAAAUAGCACUUACAAGAAGAGAGUAAGAAUUUAAUCUUUAAGAAUGGACUGAUUCUUGGCUGACUAAGGCAGGAGUUAAUGAACUCACUGCUGAAGUUGAAAAGAGAGCUGGAAGAUUAGCCUUCACAAUCCAUAUAAACUAAUCUUAUCCAAGAUUCGGAGACUAAGUUUAUCAUGAGUAAAUAAUGGAUGUGGCUAUUUAUGAUAAAGAUUGCAAUCAAAGAAUUCUAAGCGAUGUAAGAAUUCAGCCUGAUGGAAUAACAAAAGAUAUUAUUCAAGGAUUAGAGAAAGCUCCAGCUGCUAUUCUUAUCAAUGCAAACAAUAAAGGAUAUUGUAGAACAGUACUUGAUCAGGAAUCACUUAAGUUUUUCCUUCAAAAUUUAUCGAAGAUUACUGACACACUUAACAGAUCAUAUAUCUGGAGAAUAUUGUGCGAUAACCUUGCCAUCAAGGUUGUUAAGCCUGAACAAUUUAUUUAAUGUGUCGAAAGCCAUCUACUAAAUGAAACAGAAGAAUACACAAUGACUACAGUUCUAACAACUUUACAACAUGUCAUUAGGAACUUGGCUUCAGAUGAUAAGAGAAAUGAAUAUGCUAUCAAUCUUUAUAUGAUGCUUUUAGAAAAGAUUGAAAAGAACUGCCCAACUCAAUCAAUGGAAAAUCUUCUACUUCAGGAAAUGUUAAGUCUCAUGCAAUAUGAUCAAUCUGAACUUCCAAUGCAGUGGCUUGCUGAAUCUCAAAUUAAGCUGAAUAAGAAAGUAAUUCAACUUAAUAAAGAAUAAAGAUACGCACUCAUUAAGCUUAUCUUUAAGAACCCAUCAAUUGAACUCGCUCAUAAAUAAGAGUUACUAGAGAAAGAAAAAUCAACUGACUUUUCUGAUUUUGACCUUCUCCAGGAGUUCGGAUGCUUAGCCUCAUUAUCAGAUAAUGAGAAUAAAUUCAAACUUUGGGAUACUUAUAUCCAUGGAAGUACAUUUAAUGUAAAGGGACUUGAAGCAUCAUCAAAACAUCUCUAUGACUUCAAUAACAUCAAGCAAUGCUAGGAAAUAGCAGAUCACUUCUAUGAUUCAGUCGAAAGUGUAUUCGCUGCACAUCAUAGAGACUACUCUAGAGUAUUCUUUACUUAUCUUUCCCCUUCAUUCCUUGGAAGAUAGUCAGACUUAUUUAGACUUAGAGAGAUCUUUGAGAGAUAGAAGAACUCUGAGGAUACUAACUUUGUCCAGUUACUUACAAAUGAAAUUGAACUCUUUGAAUUAAUUCUUGAGAUUAAGGGUAAAUGA